Molecule: messenger RNA, 3116 nt
Organism: Stegodyphus dumicola
Lineage: Eukaryota; Metazoa; Arthropoda; Arachnida; Araneae; Eresidae
Source: RefSeq, a predicted model, not a curated record
CUUAUUGUCGUGUAUGAUUCCGUUCGCGUAAGAUCUGCGCAGAGCUCAUGGAUUUUGACUCACGUUAUGACGUUAUACAGGAGUAAAAACAACCGAUAUUUCGCGGAUUGACAUCCCCUUGUGACCGUCAUGGGAGCUACUUGAGUUGUGAGAUAACUCUUCUAACUUAGUUCUUCUGUGGUUUUUCUUGCAUUGUAGUUUUUGUGUGCAAAAGUAAUCAUGGAACUGACAAGAUAUUGGUGUGUUGGCCUACUUCUACUAUUGAGACUGGUUUUGGUGCGGUGCCAGCAACAAUUCAUCGAUGAUGAAGAAGAAGAAUUCACGCCGAUCGUUACAAAUAGGUGUGAGCGAGGCCAAAUGAUCAUAGAGGUGACUACGUCACAACCCUUCCGAGGCAUCAUCCACACACGAGAUUACAGAACGAGGGAGUGUGCAGCGCAUGGACAAGGUGGACGCACUACCACCCUCACUCUGGACCUUCACGCUGACAAGGAUGAUCCCCGAUAUUGCGGCGUACAAGUCAGAAAGCCGAAUUCGGGGGACAUUAUUGUCGCUUUAGCUGUGAGAGUUCAUCCAACUUUAGAACUUUCUGAAGACAAAUAUUUUUUCCUCAGGUGUGGUAAAGCUGGAUUUAGAAACGCCAGGAAUGAGACUUCAAGGGUCACUUUGAACUUCUAUCAGAAUGGUAAAAGAGUUCAAGAGCUUAUAUAUAACCAAAAUUAUGAACUCAGAGCAGCGAUGACAAAACCAGAUAAUAUCCACAAACUGAAAGUUCGCUCUUGCCUCAGUUUUGCACCAAAUAACUCUGAAGUUUUACUCAUAGAUUCAAAUGGGUGUCCACUUACGCGGUUUUUAACGGCAUUCCGUUAUAACGACACUACGCAUUCAGCGAAUUCUGACUUAUCCGCUAUUUUUAAAUUUCCGGAUAGCAACAGGGUUCACGUACAGUGUGAUGUGGUCUUGUGCAAGGGUGCCUGCGAACAAGGUCCAUGUCGUAAAGGCUCUGAGCCUUUACCCAGAGCCUUACCGCGAAUUCGGAAUGGCACAGAUGAUGGCCAGUUGAUGGCGUCAACUUCAGUUUUCGUCCUUCAACCUGGGGAUCCCAUACUGGCAGAAUCAUUGGAAAGUUGCACGGAAUGGCGAUUUCCUUGGUUGAUAGGACUCUGCAUUUGCCUUGCCAUUUUACUUCUUGUCAUGCUUAUAGUCAAUAUAUUCCUGUGUUCCUCACUCACCUGCACAUGUACAAAAACUGAGGUAGUUGAUAAAGAACCAUCUGAGAUGGAUGAUUAUGAUCCUUACCGUGUCGGAUGGGUAUCGGGCUCUCACUACGGUUCCCGAAGCUCCUUGCAUAAACCAAGUUACAUGUCUGGAGGAUCUACUCUCAAUUCUACUGCUCGUUCAGUCAGCAAUGCCAGUGAUCAUUAUGCUAUUGUCCAUUCUAGACCAGGCAGCAGGUACUCGCAACAUUCCAGCAAAGAGCCAUUGCACAAAAGCUCUGGAGGCUCCAUUCUUUCAAAUGGUCAUCAUAACCAUUACAACUCAAGGAUAUAAAGACAAAAAUGAGCUGUCUUUCAGCUACUGACUUUGUAGGUGUUGGAUUUAUGGACAUAAGGUUGUGGAAUGCUGAUUCGCGCCACGCAUGCUUGCCUGCCAAAUAAAAAAAGGAUGGGUACAUUGUGAGAACUUCGUUAUACUCAUGUGAUAGCAUUCCGACAACUUAAUUUUCCAACAGCAGAACUAUCCGUCCACAAGACUUAAUAAAUACGAGUUAGGAAGGAGUGAGAAAUACUAACUUCUUUUAAGAAUGGUGUAUCGCAUGUAGAAAAUAGUUUACCAGGUUUAGUACCUAACAACAAUGAAAUCCUGAAAGAAAAUGCUAUCGUCCAUUAAUUUCUCUUAGAGAAAUGACUUUAAAUAAUGCAACAGGAGCGAUACAUGUAAUUGAAUUCUUUAAUAUGUCAGUAACUGAUUUCUCAAAAAUAACAAGAUGAAAUUAAACGUUCUUCUUAUGUAUCCAGAAAGUCUUUAAUUUCAAAUGAAGCUUUAAGAUUUCUAUAUUCAGAAUUUCAUCACAGCUUUAAAGAUCCAACAAAAGGAAAGUUUCCAUUCAAACUUGAAAAUAUUUUACUUUACUUGAUAUGUACAUCAUAUCGUUUAAGGAAAUCUUAUAAAAUAAAACUGAUAAUUGAAGUUAGUAAUCUGAAAAAUAUUAAAUUCUCAUGCUGCUAAUUUUUGUAACCUAAAAGUUUGCAGCAAAUGUUUAAAAUUUAACUUUAUUUGAAAAUUUACAUAAAAUGAAACUUUUUUGUGCCAUGUACUUCAAUUUCAGUUUACUAGAAAUAUGCCUGCGUCAAGUUGAAAUAGAAAUUCUUAUUACAAAUUUCAUAUUGUUUUAAUUUAGAUUUUAAUUAUUUUUAUUAUUUUAGAAUCUAAUCUCAGUAAUAUCAAAUUCUUAAUUUUUAUAAUAAUAUAUAUUUAAUCAUUAUUAGUGUAGACCACAAUUUGCACCGAGUUAAAAUGCAUUAAAUUUCGAAAUAUGAUUAUCAUUACAAGUUUCAGUGAUGAAUAGUGAAGCAGUUAAUUAGUGAUAGCUUAUGAUUUUAAUUUAAUCCUACUGAAAUUUAAAUAACCAAUGACAGACUGUUUUGAUUAAGUGUUUCUGAUGGAGUAAAGCAGAGCUUACUGCACAUAAAGUGCAUCAGUGAAAGACAUCAUCAUCAUUUUAAUUUUUCAUCAUCAUAUUUGGCAUUAUACUCUCACUAUUAGCUUCAUUAAUAAUUAUGAAGGCAGUCUGUUUUGUGUUGUACUACUUAUGGUUUGUGUAAUAAUUUAGGUGCAUAAUUCACACUAGCACAAUUCAGGUUGUAAUAUUUUAUUUUAAACAUCUCAUACUUAUCUAUCUGUAGAUUUGAAAUGCAUUUAGCAAAAUUGUUGCUGUACAAAAAAUUAUGUUUGUAAGAAAAGUUCUGGAUAAUGUAGAUGCAUUUAAGUAAAUCUUAUUUAUCAUCUGAUCUGUCUUCAAAACUGUAAAAGUACUAUGUGAAAAUGUUGUGUUGAACAAAUGUAAAUAUGUUAUUUUUGUAAUGACAUUAAACAGUUUUAAUGUAAAAGUUCAA